Cynoglossus semilaevis (tongue sole) is the source of this 3412-nucleotide messenger RNA. RefSeq lists its product as uncharacterized. The record is from RefSeq and is a predicted model, not a curated record. NCBI's taxonomy places the organism in Eukaryota, Metazoa, Chordata, Actinopteri, Pleuronectiformes, Cynoglossidae. The coding region runs from base 183 to 2870 and encodes 895 amino acids. Gene Ontology annotation, molecular function: 3'-5'-RNA exonuclease activity. The transcript has 3 exons.
UGUAAUAAUGUUAACCGAGAUUAAAUACAAACGUAAACAAUAAUAGAAACCGUUCGUUGGCGGUCUGAAUACGGAGGAAGGACUGGUUUCGAAAAGAGCCUAUCAGAGUGUCCGCUUAGGUUGGGACGUUAAACAAACACAACAACGAGGUUGAACUCGUUCAGAACAUUUGAUGACAUAAGAUGGAGGAGACAGUAGACAAAAAGAACCCGGAGACAGAACUACCCGAUAAUAGCAAAAGAGGAAAACGCAAAAGACGAUUACCGGACAGUGAAGGCACAAAAAAGGAACAGCACACGAUGAAGCAGAGAGACAGCUUCUCCUUUGGUGAAGCAGCAGCUGUUAAAGAAGACAAUUUGAGAGAUGGAUUCUACCGGAAGCUCAUAAGUGAUUUCACUGGUCCUCAGUCAGGAGAAGGCUUAGAACUUGAGACCACACCAUGCAAGAACAGAGUUUUGAUUCAAAUCGGACUUCUCAGAGAAGAUCAUUUUUUGUCCUGGGAUGUCGUUCUGAACUGGCUCAAAGCAAUUUUUCCUAAACACAACACAGCACAUUUCCGCCGUUUGAUUGAGAGAGGCAUCACAACAACAAUGAGUCUUGGAAUCGAAGCUAGACGGACCUUUUUGGACUCGGACGUCAACUUUGACUUUGUUGGUCCAAUAUGUGAUAGCAUUGGCGUGGAACGAGAACAUCUGUUGAAAAUGAAGGAUUUUUCAGAGAGAGCACAAUCUGUAGAAGUCACAAAUGGACUGAUUCUGGAGUUAAGCAACUUUAUCGCCAGAGAGCAACUUGCCCCCAUUGUCAUUGUCUCUUGGCUUAGAAACUUUAACCCUGAAUUUUGUAGCACCGGGAAUAUUAAACAGGGAUAUAAAAACCUCAAGUCUCGUUUGAAAAUGUUGAAGAAGUAUUCUUGCCGUUAUGAAACAAAGAGUCAAAGACGGAAUGCUACAAUGGAAAAUUUCCUUCAAAGCCCAUUUGAACUGGUCCAAAAAAGAGAAAUAAAACGUAGAAAGAAAGAUGUUACUAAUAACAACAGACAAGUUAAAAUCAUGGGGGAAUACGAGAGCUUUGAAAUCAUGAAAGUUGACGGCUCCGAGAGCAGAGGAGUCAUUAGGAAAACUGUUGUGAAAAAAGAGAUGAUCUUGUGCAGUGAAGAUGAAGAUGAGGAGGAAGAGCCAAGCUAUGUCACCAAAACCCCAGAGGACAAAGUAGAGGGACUGACGCUGCUGGACAUAACAACGCUGUCUGUUCAAAAGCUGUCAAGUGUGUACGGAGGCAAAACUGCAGCUUGCAAGCAGAUGUCUGAGGAUCUUCUCCAAAACCAGUAUUCUCUGAUGUGCGUGGAACAUCCGGACAUGGCAAUGUUUAAGGACAAAGUCAGCUCAGUCAGUGGGGAACUUUCAAUGGCCCCACCUGUUGCAUUUUUGAACAUGAACGCCCACUUCCUGGUUGACGUGCAUGACGCAAUCGAGCAACACAUUAUGAACUUUGAAAAAGAUGUCAUGUUAUCAACGGGAAACAAGCUGGGCCGCGACAACCUACCCAAGUUUAAGAAUUUUGUGAAUAUGGAAGAGAGCGCCACCUCACGCUACAUUCACAUGGUUUGUGAUAUCAUAUGUCCAGAGAGAUCAGAUUUCCACAACUACAGAAAUCAUUGGGUCGCUUUCUGUGAGGAAAAGAGAAACCCGUCCAGACUGGUUGUGAAUGAGUCAAAUAGAUUCAUUAACUACUUCGAAGUUGCUGCAGGACUCAUUCACCACCACAAGGAGAUCGCUCUCUUUUUCUCAGACUUAAUUGCACUGGACACUAAUAAAUGCCUCAACGUCAUCCUUGAGAGUGUUGCUGCUGAUGCUAAUGAUUCUGUGAUUCAGAGCCUUGUAUGUGUCCUGGCCAUUAUUCACUGCAAAAUCUUGGGACCUUACUGGCAGCUAAUGAAGAGUGAAACAGAAUAUUCUCUGUUCCCAAAGUACCUACUAGGUUUGUACCAAAAGUUCCUGGACUGGUCCAAGGAGUCUGUAGCUUUGCUGGAACCUGAAGAAUUGCUAAAUGUUUUUCUGCUCCAUCCAUUGCAAGAGAAAACCUACAGCGGAGUAUUUGUGUACUGCGGUCAGUGGCACACAAAUCGGGACAUGAUCAGAGCUUGUUUAAAGAGAGCAAUAAAAGUGAUUGCAGCCGUCACUGAGAAACAUCUGAAGGAUUUCCUGCCAGGUGGAAGAUUUUCUCAAGUACCGUCGCCAGAUGUAAGCAGACAACUGGCAAGCUGCACGUUUUCGGUCCUUAUGACAGAAUACCCUCUAAGGCAUGAACAUGGCUGCAAGUUCCUAAAAUGCUCCCCAGAUGAGAACUCUACAUACGAUAGCUCCCUGGAAGAUGAUGUCAAGCCAUCUUUAGGGUCCUCUGAAGAUCUUUUUGGUUUGCAGGAUAGAAAGAUCCCUAACACCAUCCAAAAAGAUGGUGAGAGUGAUAAAAAAAGUAAGGUAAAAAUGUAUAAAGAGUUGUUCGAAGAAGAAAUUGACACUGAUUAUGUGAUAGCUACAGUGCACAGAAAUGGAGGGCCGUGUCUGACGAAGCAAGAUCUCGAUAAAAUGACACUGAGGUUUGACGGCAAAUCCAAGGAAGAGAAACGGGAUGGGUACCGUUGUGAGAUUCUGUACCAGAAAUUAAUUCUCAACAACACAAGCGAACACCUCAACUGUGUUUUUCACAGUAACACACACAUGAUGAAUAAGCUGAGUCUAGCUCUUCCUCGCGUUAAACCUGGAUACUCCAUUGUUCUGGCACCUAGAAAAACAUUUAAGAAGCCUCUUCACCAAAUGUCAUACAAAACGGCAGCUGAAAAAAUACAAAGCAGCAGCGCAGAGGAGGUGUAGUUCUGUAGGUUACUGUUGUUUAAUCGUAUUGAAUUCCAUCAAAUUGUGCCAAUAAAUUACCUUGCCAAACAGUAUGACUACACUCUGCUGCAUGAGUUCAAAGUUGGUUAAUUUAGUUCAGUUUAAAGCCAAAAAAUGCAUCCAAUGGUGAUGCAUAAAAACACAUCCUAUUAAAUAUAGCAGUUUGUUAUUGUUUAAGAGAAACUUGCAAAUUGAAAAACAUUAUUAUUUCUCUUCUUAGUUCUUCUAGUUUAAACAACAACCUUUGUUUUGCCUAAUUUUAGGCCUGAGUUAAGAGCCCACCACAACAUCGAGUCUUUUCUAUUUCAAUCAUGACCAAACUCCUUUGAAAACAGUUAACUGUCUGAGGUACUUACUCCAUGAUCCUGCAGAGGAGCCCUUCGAAUGCAGACCCUUCACUUCCGUCCUCACACGAGUUACUCUAUUAGUAAAAGAAAAUAGAGACAGUAUGUUGUUUUGUGGUUAGCAAGAAGAAAAAAACAAAACAAAGUGCCUUAAAGUAAACUGCUUUUGAAAGAAAA